Messenger RNA from Meriones unguiculatus (Mongolian gerbil), 8157 nucleotides. RefSeq names its product pantothenate kinase 3 (gene Pank3). The coding region runs from base 434 to 1546 and encodes 370 amino acids. Gene Ontology annotation, molecular function: pantothenate kinase activity; ATP binding. The record is from RefSeq and is a predicted model, not a curated record. The transcript has 7 exons. Gene Ontology annotation, biological process: coenzyme A biosynthetic process. NCBI's taxonomy places the organism in Eukaryota, Metazoa, Chordata, Mammalia, Rodentia, Muridae. Gene Ontology annotation, cellular component: nucleus; cytosol.
CCUCACGCUGCGGAGAACUACAACUCCUAGCAGCCCCGCGGAGAGCGAGGCGAGGGGGCUUGAGUCACGUGGGCUCAGGGCCUGGGCGGGCAAGUUCUCAGUGCGGCGGCGGCGGUGGCGGCGACGGCGGCGGCGGCGGAGGCUCGGGGGACCGGGGCCUUUUGUCUGGAGCGGCUGCGGGGGGCCACGGAGCGGCGAGGCCCGCGGCCUUCCCCGGCUCGCUCGGUCCCGGCCGCCCCUUGCGGGGUUGCGGGGCCGCCCCGUGGGCCGCCCCUCGCCUCAGGCGCCGCCGCCCCGCCCUAGGCCCGCCCCGCCCGGCCUGAGGGGAGGAACCGGCCGGGCUUCGCCGCGCUGCCCAGCCAGCUCGGGAGUAGUCGCAGGUCUUUGCCGAGCUCUGCACCCGAGGCUGCCCCUCGCGCCUUAGGCGGACGCCAUGAAGAUCAAGGAUGCCAAAAAACCCUCUUUCCCAUGGUUUGGCAUGGACAUUGGGGGAACGCUGGUAAAGCUCUCAUAUUUUGAACCUAUCGAUAUCACAGCAGAGGAAGAACAAGAGGAAGUUGAGAGCUUAAAAAGUAUUCGGAAAUAUUUGACUUCUAAUGUAGCAUAUGGAUCUACUGGCAUUCGGGAUGUGCACCUUGAACUAAAGGAUUUAACACUUUUUGGACGAAGAGGGAACUUGCACUUUAUCAGAUUUCCAACCCAGGACCUGCCUACUUUUAUCCAAAUGGGGAGAGAUAAAAAUUUCUCAACCUUACAAACGGUGCUGAGUGCUACAGGAGGUGGUGCUUACAAGUUUGAGAAAGAUUUUCGCACAAUUGGAAACCUCCACCUGCACAAACUGGAUGAACUUGACUGCCUUGUAAAGGGCUUGCUGUAUAUAGAUUCUGUCAGUUUCAAUGGACAAGCAGAAUGCUAUUACUUUGCUAAUGCCUCAGAACCUGAGCGAUGCCAAAAGAUGCCUUUUAACCUGGAUGAUCCUUAUCCACUGCUGGUAGUGAAUAUUGGCUCAGGAGUCAGUAUUUUAGCAGUCCAUUCCAAAGACAACUAUAAAAGAGUGACUGGGACAAGCCUUGGAGGGGGCACCUUUCUUGGUUUAUGCAGUUUAUUGACUGGCUGUGAAAGUUUUGAAGAGGCUCUUGAAAUGGCAUCCAAAGGUGACAGCACCCAAGCUGAUAGGCUGGUCCGAGAUAUUUAUGGAGGAGAUUAUGAAAGAUUUGGUCUGCCGGGUUGGGCUGUAGCAUCUAGCUUUGGGAAUAUGAUAUAUAAGGAGAAGCGAGAAACUGUUAGUAAAGAGGAUUUGGCGAGAGCUACUUUAGUUACUAUCACCAAUAACAUUGGUUCUGUGGCACGAAUGUGUGCUGUUAAUGAGAAAAUAAACAGAGUUGUCUUCGUUGGAAACUUUUUACGUGUCAAUACUCUCUCUAUGAAACUUCUGGCAUAUGCUUUGGAUUACUGGUCAAAAGGUCAAUUGAAAGCGUUGUUUCUAGAACAUGAGGGAUACUUUGGAGCUGUUGGUGCACUUCUUGGACUGCCAAAUUUCAGCUAAAACAUCGAAGAUCUUUGCUAAGAAAUGUCACCUAGGAGAAAUCCAGAGACUGCAUUCAUUAUUUGUCACUGGGAACCAAAGGAUAAAAGAAUAAUACUGUUUGUUGAUUUUUAAGUGUCAGAACGGUAAGCUCAUGAGCUUGGCCGCAUGGAAAGACCUGUAAUGGGAAGUGUUCUUCAUUGAUGUCCCUUUGUGUGUAUAUAGCCAGCGUUCCAUCUGAAAUGCAAUACAGCCUCUUGAUUGUUGAACUUUUCUCAAUGAUUUUCUAUUUAUUUGAUGCAGCCAACAUUGUAGUACUGUAUGCUCAGACACAAAUCUUAAAAUCUCAGAAGUGUUUGCAUAUGCAGAAUAAUAGAUUCUAAAUAUUUGUUUGAGUCUGUUUUAUGUAUGUUUGGUUACUAGCGAAGAGGUAACAUAAUCUCAUAAUUUAUGUACUGGCAAUCAAAGAUAAUCAUUUUCUGUGACUUAGAAAUGUUAAGGCAAUACUAAGUAUUAACUAUGGUAGUUUUAUAAUAUUCUCCUCAAAAAAGCAUGUCUAUAUGACCUCUGCCUAUAAGUAUAAUUUUCUCUCAGAUGAUUGAUGAUUUGAAAUACUGUGUUUAAAUCUAAUUUUUCUAUUGAAUUCCAGAAAUCUUUUGCACAUAUUUGGUGACGCUACAUUUUCUUUUAUUUCAUGCAUUAAUCAGUAUAUGUGUUAAAAUGUUUACUGUUUUUAAAAUUGGGGGGCAAAUCACAUACUUAGGAGUCUGUCUUAAGUCCUUGAACUGUUCAAAUGGAAUAUGGUUAGAGUGAGUGACAUUAAGUGCUUUCUCUACCAUGUAUAUCUCAGGCCCAAACAUACACAUUUCUUUCUUAUUAGGUGUGAACUAUGAAAGCUGAUUUUAUCCUGCUAUAAACAGUAGCAAUGGAGAGAAUCAGAUGUUGUCUAAAAGGAUGUUUUGAAACUGUGACUCUGAGGCAGUGUUGCUGAAUUACAAAUGGAUCAAUGUUCUUUUUUUUUUUUUUUUUUUUGGGUCAUAAAAGCAUUGCAGAUCCAGAAUUUGUCUUUUCCUUUUGCCUUGGAAGGGUUUGAAUUUCUGUUUUUAUAAUGUUAUAAAUCUCUCAGAUUUUACAUAGGCAGUAACUUUUUGGAGGCCAGUAGUUCCAUAAAGUUGAGUUUGUAAGAGAAAUGGACCUAUAUUAAUUUCCAAUAUUUCUGGAAAUAACCUUAAAGAGGUUAGAGAUUGUUUACAUUUCAAAGAGUAUUCAGUGUGGUUUCCAAGACCCCAGUGUUCAGCAUUGAACAUUUCCAGCAGACUGUCAAGAGGUGCUUAAUAAAGACUGGUUUCUGUCUAGUUUUCAGAUUUUAUGGGCAAGUGUUUAAAGUUCAGUUUUCUUUACCUAAAGGUAUGAGCAUACAAAUAGUGUCUGGUGGAGGGAAGCAUAUGAAGGCAGUGUUUGCUUGGAACUUUUGAAAUCAGAAAACAUUCUCUGGUGAUGGCACUCACUCAGUGUUUGCAUAGUGGCCAGUUCCAGCCGAAUGCCACUGCUUUCUUUAUUUUAAAGUGUUUUCUCCCCCACCCCUACCCCCCAAGACAGGGUUUUUCUAUGUAAUGGGCCUAGCCCUGGGUGGUCCUGGACUCACUUCGUAGACCAGGCCGGCCUUGAACUCACAGAGAUGCACCACCUCUGCCUUCCCAGUGCUGGGAUUAAAGACUUAUGCCACCACACCUGGCUGUUUUAAAGGUUUUUGAUUUGAGUGUUUGUACAGAUAAGAAAAUAAUUGAAUGUUAGAAACUGCAGAUUAUCUACCUGUGGAAAUUCAGGAAUAAGCAACUCUAGGUUUAGGGCUAUCUUUAAGAGAAGAUGGGCUGGAGAGAUGGCUCAGUGGUUAAGAGCACUGGUUGCUCUUCCAGAGAUCCUGAGUUUAAUUCCUAGCAACCACAUGAUGGCUCACAACCAUCUGUAAUGGGAUCUGAUGCCCUAUUCUGGUGUGCAUAAAGACUAGAGUACUCGUAUCCAUUAAAUCUUUUUAAAAAAGGAAAGAAAAAAUGAAUAGUGCUUAAUUUGAUCGCUAUACUUCAGUUAAUGUGGGACUAACAUUUUGCCAUUUGGAACUGAAAUUACCUGUUAAGGUUCAUGUAAAGUGAGCCAGCUAGCUCACACUACCUUUUUUCUAGUCUAAUCUAUAAUUACUUAAUAAGAACACAGAAUCAUGAUUGAUAAAGGCUGUCAAGAUUCUAAACUACUUUAUAUUGCUCUUGAAAUUUCCUGUAAGCAUACUAUCAUAAAUAGGUUUGCUUCUGGUAUCAGUCAACCUAAUUGAAGGUAUUGUGUGUGUUUGUUUUGUUUUUAGGCUUGUGUUCUUAAACAGUGCCAUUUAAUAGAAAUAAGAUAUAAACUUAAACUAUGUAUGAUUGUAUAUCUUCUAGUAAAUUCAUUAAAAAGCUAACAAGAAAUAGGUGGAAGCCAUUUUAGUACUUUUUUUUUUUUACCAGCAUAUCUAAUGAGUUCAUUUUAGUUGGGAAAUGUGCUUUGCCUUCUUUUGUUUAUUUUCUUGUUUAGUCUUCAGGUGAUGUAUAUUUUAUACUUAAGAGCACAUCUCAAUUUUGGACUGACCACAUAGCCACAAUAUUUCAUAGCCAGAUACAUAAAAACAGAGAACACGGUGCCCACUGUGCUAGUGGCUUCCUAAAACUACUUCUGUUUUGUUUUUGUUUUUAAGAUAGUUUCAACUCUGUAAUGCUGGCUGCCCUUGAACUGGCUAAGUAUACCAGGCAAGCAAGCCUUGAAUUCAAAGAAAUCCAUCUUCCUCUGCCUCUUGCACGCUGAGAUUAAUGGUCUGCUAGAACUACUUAAAAAAGAGCACUAUUGUGUCCAUGAAAACUAUGAAUAUAGGCUUUUAAAAGAGUGAGAUGGGAGGAAACAGGAAUUUCUUUUUAAUAGAGGGAAGACCAUUUAUUUGGGCGUUUAUUUUACACAAACUGUUAUUAUUUCAAAUAUAUAUAUAUAAUAUUGGCAUCAUCUCUUCUUAGUUGUAUGGAAUAUUUCUAAUAACUGAUAUUGAUAAAACUGCCUGUGACACAUACUAGUAGUUAGCACUCUCCAAACUAAUGUAUUUCCUUUAUGGAAGCAAAAUUAAUUCCAGGGACUUAGUUUCUAAAGUUUCUGAGUUUUGUGCAGUCAGUUUUGGAGGAUUACCAAGAAACACUUUUUAAUCCUGUUGUCUUUUAUACAUACAGAGAAUCUUCUUUAUAAAAAAUCUGAUAACUUUCAAAUAUUAAGAGCAUGGUUAGCCAUGGUUUUAGCCAUAAAACGCACACACAAAGAUCUAAAACACCACCACUCCCCAAAAUGUUGCCUUUUAACUAGACCUCUUCAGGCUUAUAUACAUGAUCAUAUAGGUUAACAUAGUAUUUUGUGUCUUAGGUGGGAGAGUAGUGAUUCCUCCUCUGAAUAAAGUCAUUGCCAAGGCCAGUAAUACACAUGCUAGUUGAAAGCCAGCCCCUCUCACUGUUUGCAAAUACUGGACUCUUCAAAAGCUAUAAAUGGAUGGUGCCCUUGGAUGCAUAUGAUUGCUAGGUACUAGAUACUAGGUACCCAUUCUUGUUUGUUUGUUUUUUUUUUUGUUUGUUUGUUUUGUUUUUUUUUUUUUGAGACAGGAUUUCUUUGUGUAGCUGUCCUGGACUCACUUGUGGACCAGGCUGGCCUCAAACUCAGAGAUCCGCCUGCCUCUGCUUCCCUGAGUGAUAGAAUUACAUGUGUGCACCAUUAGGUACCCAUUCUUAAAGAUAAUGUUUGGGGGUUACAUUCUUGGGCGGGAAGCUUGGCCUGGCUGUGGUUUCUAUAUGUCCUUUAUAAAACCACUUUGUUAGAAACAAAGUUCUUUCGUAUUUAGUUUAUUUGUAUCUUCAUUUGUUGAGCACUUUAUCUUUGUUAGUGUUUUGCAUUUUCAAAUAUAAUUCAGAAACCCUCCUAAGUUACAUAAAAAGUUGAUAAAGCAUAAUGAAAACGAGUGUACAUUACUUUGCUUUCAGCUUCAGUUUUGUGGUAUACAUAAACAAAAUAGUAGAAUACUUUCUUGAAAAUACUCUGAUUUUAAGGUGAUUGAUUGCCUCUAAACAUCAGUGUUGUCUUUUGCCAUCUAAGCUCUGUGUAACUGAGCACGUUUCAUUCUGGCAGUGAUGCAGGCCAGCUAGCUUCAUCGGUGCCACUAGAUAAUCUCUUGUUUGUUUUUUUGCUUUUUGAGACAGGGUCUCUCAGUGAGGUCCUGGCUAUCUUGUAACUUGCUAUGUAGACCAGGCUGGCCUCAAACUCAAAAAUCCUCCCGUUUCUGCAUCGCAAGUGCUGGUAAUAAAGGCAUGUGCUACUAUGCCUAGCCUACAUAACAUUAUUUUACAAAAUUACUUUUUGUUUUGCAGUCUGUAACAGGAAUUGUCUCAGUGUUAGUAGUAACAUUUUUUUUCUUUGAAGUAUUGUGAUAGCCACUUCAAAACAGCAGCAGAAAAAUAGAGUGUCCCAAGUUUUCUGUUGUCUUUUUUUCCUACUUGCAAAAUUAAAACAUUCCCUAUUGGUCACACUGUGCUGUCUUAUGUGUUCAGUAUGUGUGGAACUCUGCUUUGGUAGUGUUUUAGGGUGUUCUGCCCCUUGGCAUAACCUCUUCAGAUGUCGUAUCUGCAUCUGUAACUGGGAACUCAGUGACCCUGUAUGAAAUGGUACAGUUGUCAAGAGCCUGAGCACAGCAGCUGCUUCAUCCUUGGCAGUGCUUAGACGGACACACAUUUUCAGAUGCCAUCAUGUUCUAGAGCUCAUUUUUAGUGCUUAUAUAAAAUUUUAACACUUCUCUGCCUGUCAUUAGUACGUGCUGAUAAGUACUUACAAAACCAGAAAAAUGCCAUUCUCUUGAUACUGCCUAUGAUAGCUAUUGGAAAGUAUGUGCACUUUUUCAUUUGUAAAGUUAUCUUGAAUUUUAACUAUUAACCUCAAAAUUACAUAGGGAUUAUUACUGCUGUUCAUUUGUACAAGAGAAAAAUAACCCUCUAAAUUCAGAGAUGUUAAAGUAUUAACUGUACUUGGAAUUUUUAGUAGCUCCUCUCUUUGACUUGUUUAUAUUUUUGUUCAUUGUAUGUGGCGAACAGUAAACCCCUCAGAAAUUACCGAAUUUGUCCAGGACCCAAUUCUCGGCAACAUUUACAGAACGAAAUGGAAUUACCUGUAAAUAGGUUGAUGGAUUGUAGUUCUACAUAAUGAGGCAGGCAGAAGACUUAAAAUUUCUUUUCUGAGUUUAAUGGGAUAGACCUGAGUCCUACAGCAAUGUCCAUCCUUCUAAAAGUAUGAGCUGAUGCUGGAAUCUUGCUGCUGACCCUCAGCACUGUGCUUGGGGAUCUGAUCUUCAUUCACAAACUAGUUUGAUUUCUUUGUUUGUUUGUUUGUUUGUGGGGUUGUUUGUUUUUGUUUUGUUUGAGACAGGGUUUCUCUAUGUAGCCAUGGCUGUCUUGGACUCACUUUUAUAGACCAGCUGUCCCUGAAUUCACAGAGAUCCACCUGCUUCUGCCUCACAAGUGCUGGGAUCAAAGGUGUGCGCCAUAACCACCUGGCUCAUUUGUUUUCUAAACAGAGGUUUGGCUUUAGAGUUUCAGUCUUUUUUUGCUGCCAUUAAUUUUUACAUAAAUGGCCUGUUAAAAAAAGUAACUUUGAUAGAAAGCAUUUUCAUUUUUACAUAACUUUAAAGUGCCCAUAAGUGUUGUAAAAUAGUGUGAGAUUGUGAUUGUUCUGUUUCUGCACUGUAUGACUGAGCGUCAUCGUGGCUGGAUGUUAUCAGGAUGUCACAGUAGCUCAGUCAGUACUUAACCCUGUGACUAUGCCAUUUGGAAAUUAGCCAGUUUUUUUCUGAAUGACUUAUUAGUUUUCAACAUUUAGAAAGAAAAAAUAAUUUUGUAAAGUCUUAAUGCUUGUGCUGUAGUCUCCUAAUCCUACCUGUAAUCCCUGGGCCCUGCUGUGAGUGAGGUUCAGAUGCUUUGUCACCUGUACCCACUGUGUUUGAGCUAAGCGAAUUCCUGGCAUUCUAACUAAAAUUGAAAGGCAUUCUUAAUUCUCCUCAGUUCUGAUGAAAUCAUUCCUAGGUAGCUUCUGUCCAAGCUUAGGGCAUCUUUUACAUAAUACAUGUCACUUCAAUGCAAGCUGCCUUACUCGCUGUUGGUUGCAUUAUUUCUGUCAGGUCCAAGCUUUGUUUAUGUUUAGAUUCUUCUAAUAUUAAAUUCUUAUGUAAAAAUGUAUGAUGUACUACAAAGUUUAUGCAUAAUAAGACUAAGUUAUAGCCUAUUAUAACCUAUAAAACACUUCCUGUAAAUUAUCUAAUUUAUUUUUCCAUUUAUGUACAGUUUCUUAAUGUAAAUUUUGAAAAUAUUUGUUGUGUUGUGCUCUGUAAACAUUCCCAUGCUUUUUCCCUUAAUGCUUAUUUGCAUGAGAGAAUCUUGGGUUCUGCUUGUUUGUACUGUGUAGCCUUUAAGCCGGCCUUGGGGUGUCUGUCUACCUUUUCUGUAGUUUCUAACUUUUUCUAAUUUGUUAAUAUUCUAAGUGUUAUAAUCAUGCUUUUUAUACCCUACUUUCCAAAUAAAUUCUCUUAUUUACUA